Messenger RNA from Chinchilla lanigera (long-tailed chinchilla), 3080 nucleotides. RefSeq names its product zinc finger protein 14-like. Lineage: Eukaryota; Metazoa; Chordata; Mammalia; Rodentia; Chinchillidae. Gene Ontology annotation, biological process: negative regulation of transcription by RNA polymerase II. The record is from RefSeq and is a predicted model, not a curated record. Gene Ontology annotation, molecular function: DNA-binding transcription repressor activity, RNA polymerase II-specific.
UCCGGGAAAGAUGUCACAGUGAAGGGCAUAUGGAUACAUGUGAACCAUAUGGAGGAAGUUUCACUUCUCACCAAGAUCUUCAGAGUGAUCCCGCUCACUCUGGAGAAAAAACUCAUGUAAAUAAACAGUAUGGAAAAUCCCUCACUAGCAAUUCAUUGGGUAAUGUUGAUCGAAGUCACCCUGGGGAGAAACACGAUGUAUGUAACCAAUGUUGGAGAGCUUUCAGCACAGGUGGGGUUUGUCAACAUGAAUCGACUCACUGUGGGGAGAAACAGUACGUAUGUGACCGAUGUGGGAAAGCUUUCAGCAGUCAGUCCUCUUUUCAAGAACAUGAAAAGACCCACAGUGGAGGGAAACCCUAUGUUUGUAAGCAGUGUGGCAAAGGUUUCACCACACGACGUAGGUGUCAAACACAUGAAAGAAUUCACACAGGUGAGAAACCCUAUGUGUGUCAGCAAUGUGGGAAAGCUUUCUUCACUAGUCAUGGUUGUCAAAACCAUGCAAGGACUCAUACAGGGGAAAAGCCCUAUGCAUGUAAGCAGUGUGGCAAAGCUUUCAGCGAUCAUCAUGCUUGCCGAAGACAUGAACAGACUCACAGUGGGGAAAAACCCUAUGCAUGUAAGGAAUGUGGCAAACGUUUCUGCAGAAAAGAUCACUGGCAAACACAUGAACAGGCUCACGCUGGGGAGAAACCCUAUGUGUGUAAGCAAUGUGGGAAAGCUUUCAGGAGACAAGAUACUUGGCGAAUGCACGAACAGAGUCACACUGGUGAGAAACCCUAUGCAUGUAAGCAGUGUGGGAAAGCUUUUAUGAAACGUAGUGUUUGUCAAAAGCAUGAAUUGACGCACUCUGAGAAGAGACACUGUGUAUGUAGCCAGUGUGGGAUAGUCUUCAGUGGAAAAUAUUCUCUUCAAGCACAUGAAAAGACCCACAGUGGAGAGAAACCCUACGUGUGUAAGCAAUGUGGAAAAGGGUUUGCCACACAGACAGAUUGUGAAAGACAUAUACGGACUCACACUGGGGAGAAACCCUAUGCAUGUAAGCAGUGUGGGAAAGCUUUCAGCACCAAAAGAAGUUGGCAGGUACAUGAACGGACCCACACUGGGGGAAAACCCUAUGUAUGUAAGCACUGUGGAAGAGCUUUCAGCACAAAUGGUUAUUGUCAAAUUCAUGAACGGACUCACACUGGGGAGAAACCCUAUGCAUGUAAGCAGUGUGGGAAAGCUUUCAUCAGCAAAGCAGGUUGGCAAAUGCAUGAAUGGACCCACACUGGGGAGAAACCCUACGCAUGUAAGCAGUGUGGGAAGUCCUUCAGCACACGUCGUCUUUGUCAACUGCAUGAAGGUACUCACACUAGGGAGAAAUCGUAUGUAUGUAUACAAUGUGGGAAAGCUUUGAGCACCAAAGAAGGUUGGCAAAUACAUGAAAGGACUCACACGGGGGAAAAACCCUAUGCAUGUAAGCAAUGUGGGAAAGCCUUUAAUACACGUUCUAGUUAUCGAAAGCAUGAACUGAUUCACACUGGGGAGAAACCUUAUGCAUGUAAGCAGUGUGGCAAAGCUUUCCGCCAAAAAUACAGUUGUCAAAUACAUGAACGGACUCACACUGGGGAAAAACCCUUCGUAUGUAAGCACUGUGGGAAAGCUUUCACCACACGUCGUUUUUGUCGACUACAUGAACAUAUUCACACUAGGGAGAAAUCCUGUGUGUGUAUACAAUGUGUUAAAGCUUUCAGCAGCAAAGCAGUUUCACAAGUACAUCAAAGGAGUCACGCUGGGGAGAAACCCUAUGCAUGUAAGCAGUGUGGGAAAGCCUUCAAAACACGUCGUAUUUGUCAAAACCAUGAACGGACUCACACUGGGGAAAAACCUUAUGCAUGUAAGCAAUGUGACAAAGCUUUCACCAGAAAAGCUCGUUUGCGAAUACAUGAACGGACCCACACUGGGGAAAACCCCUGUGUAUGUAAGCACUGUGGAAAAGCUUUCAGCACAAGUGGUAGUUGUCAACUUCAUGAACGGACUCACGCUGGGGAGAAACCCUCUGUAUGAAUGCAAUAUGGGAAAGCCUUCAACACACAUGAUUGUCAAGGGCAUGAACAGACACACUGGGGCGAAACCCUACGUAUGUAUGCAAUGUGGGAAAGCUUUCAGCAGCAGAGCAGGUUGGCAAACACACGAAAGGACUCAGACUGAGGAGAAACCCUACAUAUGUGAGCAGUGUGGGAAAGCGUUUGUCACACACAGAGGUUGUGAAACAUGUACAGACUCACACUGGAGAGAAACCCUAUGCAUGUAAGCAAUGUGGGAAAGCCUUCCACACACAUGGUGUUUGUCCAAAGCAUGAACAGACUCACACUGACGAAAACCUUAGGCAUGUAAGCAAUAUGGCAAAGCUUUCAGCAGGAAAGAUAGUGCCAAUACAUGAACGGACCCACAUCGGGGAAAAACCCUAUGUACAUAAGAACUGUGGAAGAGCUUUCAGCACAAGUGGUAGUUGUCAAAUUCAUGAAUGGACUCACACUGGGGAGAAACCCCAUGUAUGUAUGCAAUGUGUGAAAUCUUUCAUAUCGCACUCAAAUUGUCAAAGACGUGUAUAGACUCUCGUGGGAGAAACCUUAAAUAUGUAAGCAAUUUGGGAAAACCUUCUACACAAAGUGUCAAAUAUAUGAGAGAAGUCUCACUGUGGAGAAACUAUGAAUGUAAGCAAUUUCAGCCAACACAGUGUUUGUUGAAUAAAUGACAAGACUCAUAAUGGAGAGACACCGUAUGUAUGUAAUCAGUGUAGGAAGGCCUUUGUCAUAGACACUGUGAAACACAUAUACAGAUUCUCACCAGGGAGGAACACUGUGUAUGUAAGUGUUCUGGUUGAUACAUUGGUCAACUUGUGUGUUUGGCUAAGUGACUCAGCAGUUCUACAUCCUGCUCUAGGAUGUUGUUCACUGUGAGUGUGAGAAGUUUAGAAGGUUGACUAUGUGAGUACCGCCCCUUGGUCGGGGUACCCAUCUUACACUAUAAGGGAGGGAAAGAGGCUUGCACACACUGCCAUUCCCCCGUUUGCUCUUGUUGCUGUGCCACUGUGCC